This is a messenger RNA of Paracoccidioides brasiliensis Pb18, 525 nucleotides long. Its product is annotated as 6,7-dimethyl-8-ribityllumazine synthase. The record is from RefSeq and is a predicted model, not a curated record. Gene Ontology annotation, biological process: riboflavin biosynthetic process. Gene Ontology annotation, molecular function: 6,7-dimethyl-8-ribityllumazine synthase activity. The coding region runs from base 1 to 525 and encodes 174 amino acids. The transcript has 3 exons. Gene Ontology annotation, cellular component: intracellular anatomical structure; riboflavin synthase complex; mitochondrial intermembrane space.
AUGGCUACUCUCAAAGGUUUGGGAGUUUCUGAAAUCCACGACGGAUCCACUCUGCGCAUCGCCAUCGUCCAUGCGCGCUGGAAUGCCACCGUAAUCGCCUCCCUGGUGGAGGGGGCUAAGAAAGCUCUGUUAGCCGCCGGUGUGCGGGGGAGCAAUAUCGUUGUGCAGAGCGUGCCGGGGAGCUGGGAGUUGCCGAUUGCUAUGGAGAGAAUAUACGCCGGCUCCCAGUCCGACCAGCCCUUCGACGCGAUGAUCGCCAUUGGCACCCUAAUAAAAGGAGAAACAAUGCACUUCGAAUACAUCGCCGAUGCCGUCUCCCACGGCCUCAUGCGCAUACAACUCGAUAAAGACGUACCUGUCAUAUUCGGGGUGUUGACGGUGUUGAAUGAGGAGCAAGCGCUGGUGAGGGCGGGGCUGGCGAAGGGGGAGGGGAGCGCGGCACAUAAUCAUGGGGAGGACUGGGGACGCGCUGCGGUUGAGCUUGGUGUGAAGAGGAAGCAGUGGGCAAUGGGGAAGUUUUCGUAG